GGUUACUAAUCUUCUGCUGCAUGGGUGAAGAGAGCAGUUUGCCUGAAGUGGGACGGGCAAUAAGGGGAAACUCUGGCCCCGUCCCGUCCUCCACUUUAAAUGAGCGCUCUGAUCAGGCAGGAGUAAAAAUCCAGGUGGAACAGUUCAGCGCCUGCACACACACCCGCUGGUCCAACAUAGUUUUUCAAUAAAAGAUUAAGGACUCGGGGUUAAAUACUGCGCAAGGAAUUACUUUUGUUUCAACUCCUGUAGAACUAUUUCACCUUCUAAGGUUGGGAGGUUAGACAAGGACAUCCGGCUGACCUGCUGAAGCAGCACACCACCCAUCAUGAGCAGGGCAUCACUCACUGCUGUCUGCCUCGCGCUCCUCCUCUCCUGUACUUGCUGGGCCAAGCCUGGUGGAUCAAAGAGCAAGAAACCAAAGCAAGUUGUUCCAGACAUACAGUGUGAUGUCAGAGCAGGAAAGAUCAAUCUCCCAGAGUUCAUAGUCAAAUGUCCCGCACAUUGUAAGGAGACAAAGCAGCUGGUCUAUGGGACAGGCGUGUUCGCCUCCAUCUCCAGCAUCUGCAACGCAGCCAUACACAGUGGCGUCAUCACCAACACAGGAGGGAAGGUGAUAGUGAGGAAGAUGGCCGGGCAGAACAUCUACAGAGGCAGUAAUGCCAACGGAUUGCGCUCUCUGUCUCUACCUAAGUGGAGGGAGUCGUUCGUUGUCAAAGUGGGGAAGCCCAAGAAAGGAGUGAUCUACCCAUCUACUCUGGACUACGUCCCUACAAGACCAACCUACGUAAAACCAAGUCAAAAGGAGGCAACACCGACAACACCUGAACCCACCACAACUACACCACCUGAACCCACCACCACCACCACACUGGCUACCACCACAACCACCACCACUACACCUCCACCACCACAGACCACUGCCAAGCCACGAGCUGCUGUAUAUAAAGUCAGGGAUGCAGGCAGCAGUCACCCAUACCUUGCCUCGGUGGCAGCUGCAAGUUCAAGACAGUCACAGAAUGGUCAAGGAAAGAGUCCCAGCCAAGUACUCAGAGGAAGUGCCUAUCCGAAUAGAUUCUCACAGCGUGCCAGUGCAGGCCCGCGCAGACCAGAGGCUGAGACAACCAUCAGGAGACAGCCAUCCUCUCCAGUUGGUCCAGCUUUUAACAGGGUUCAGCCAGCUCUGCCCGAGCGGACUCCAAUCAUGAGCCAGUCAAACCCCGCUUUUCCCAGAAGGGAUUGGGCGCCUUCCUCCUUUCCUCGUCCUGAUUGGUUCCCUGGAGCUCGACGAACAGCAGUUGCUGAUGCCUCCACCUUCUCUGCUGUACAUUCAGACAUUAGUUUUGCAGCUCCAGACUCAGGAUACACGUGGAGUGAGACGGACACACCUGAGAUUACGGCUCGGGAUCAUAUCAGGCCUGAUAUCUCAGAGUACGAGCGCUGGUUUUAUAACUUUGGACCGUACCUGCCUCGCUCCACUGACUCAGAUGUCAACCGCAAAGUGCCAUUGGAUACAACCCAUACUAGAGUGGAGCCAGUGGAUGCCUGGAAGCCAGAUGCAAACCCUUAUGAAUCAGGCUUCAGCGUGAGGGAGCAGGAACCUGUACCCAGAGCACCUGAGCCCGUGUCACAGGGAGACCCAAAUUGUAAGGUUGACCUGGCCUUCCUCAUGGAUGGGAGCUGGAGCAUUGGCAAGAGGCGAUUUAAGAUCCAGAAAGACUUCCUGUCUGAGGUUGCUCAGACCAUCAACGUGGGUGUGGCUGGACCCAUGAUGGGUCUCAUCCAAUACGGGGAUGACCCCGUGACAGAGAUCAGUCUGAAGUCUUACUCCAACUCCAGAGAGGUGAAGUCAGCCAUAGAAAAGAUUGCACAGAAGGGAGGCCUCUCCAACGUAGGAAAGGCCCUCUCCUACAUCAACAAGCACUACUUCAGUGAUAGCAAUGGAAACCGAGGCGCAGCUCCUAACGUGGCCGUGGUCCUGGUGGACGGCUGGCCCACAGACAAGGUGGAGGAGGCGUCCCGGCUCGCUCGGGAGUCUGGCAUCAACAUAUUCUUCGUCACCAUCGAGGGAGCUGAUGACAACGAGAAGCAAAAUCUGAUUGAGACCAACUUUGUUGACAAGGCUGUGUGUCGGACAAACGGCUUCUUCUCCCUGCCCGUGGCCAGCUGGUUUGCUCUGAGGAAGGCCGUGCAGCCCCUUGUGAAGAGAGUGUGUGACACAGACCGCCUGGUGUGCAGCAAAACCUGCCUCAAUGCCAACGACAUCGCCUUCGUCAUCGACGGCUCCAGCAGCGUCGGUACUGGCAACUUCCGCACGGUGCUGCAGUUUGUGGCCAACAUCACGCGGGAGUUUGAGAUUUCUGACACCGACACACGGGUCGGAGCUGUGCAGUACACCUACGAGCAGAGGCUGGAGUUCGGCUUCGGCCAGUACAACAACAAGGCCGAGCUGUUGAACGCCAUCAAACGCGUCAACUACUGGAGCGGUGGAACCAGCACUGGCGCUGCCAUCACCUACGCCGCAGAGCAGCUUUUCAGCAAAUCCAAACCCAACAAACGCAAGAUCAUGAUUGUAAUUACAGAUGGGCGCUCCUAUGACGAUGUCAGGGCGCCUGCACUGGCUGUCCAUCGCCAAGGUGUGAUCGCCUACUCCAUCGGCAUUGCCUGGGCAGCCCAGGAUGAGCUGGAGUACAUCGCCACGGACCCAGACAAGGAGCACUCCUUCUUCGUUGAUGAGUUUGACAAUCUCUACAAAUUUGUACCCAAGAUCAUCCACAACAUCUGCCAGGAGUUCAACUCCCAGCCCAGAAACUGAAGACAGGACGGGGGAAGGGGAGGUGUGGAGAGGGACAUCUUGAUCUUGGGCUGUCUUAACAGAACACUGGUGGUAAAUUGACUCAUUCUGUUGCCCAGAUGGCCGCGCUGGAUUGGCUGCAGCGCCCCAUAUUUGAACAGGGAGGGGUUUUGAAAUUAGGUGAGGAUUGUGGGUUUGGAAAAAACUAAAUCUUAACGUGAAUCUUAAAGUAAAUCAGCAUUCGGUCCCAGAUAUAAAGACGUGCUAACGGUAAAGGGUUUGCAUUCAGAUCAUUCAUGUCACAGUGACGUACCGACAUCUCACAUACACUGUGGUGUCAGUUGUUCUCUGUUGGUGCUAUAAAGAGAACAGAGUAUUUCUAAUUAUCCUUUAAUUAUCGUACUGAUAAGUCACCCUUUAUAAAGUGUUUAUAAGUUGUAAAAAAGGGUUUUAUUAAUGCUACUACAUCAAUUCCUAAUCAGUUAGAUUCCAUACAUCACAAUGACAUCUGGGUUUUGAAACAUCGUCCUACAGUAGAUCCUUCUCUGGCAUUAAAGCUUAUUUAGCUUUUUAGUUCAUCUUGCAAACCUCUCCAAUGUGCAGUUUUACCUCUGUCCUUCUGGAAAAGGACAUCUGGACCAAAAUUCAUUCAUCAACGACUGUUCAGUUUACAAACUGCACAUUUGAUAGAUUUAAUUUGUAACUACAAGCUUGUAAAAGCACACGACAUGCUGGAACGGCAAAAGGGAUUUCUGGCAACCCUGAAGUCAAAGCCCUCAAGUACAACUCACAGGACCUUUACAAAGGGGGCCUUAUUAGGAAGUGGUGCCAAACAUAAAGCUACCUUACUGGGAUAUGGUGCUUGCAGAGAAACGUAGAUUUAAAGCAUGCCUAGCACUUCAUUUUAUGGCUUAACAGUCUUCAUUAACUUAAUAACAUGGAUCUUUUUAUACAAUUCUCUGUAAAGAGGAUAUACCUUCUUAGAAUUGGUGCAUUUUAUUCUUCCUAAUAGGAGAUUUUUGAUAGUGGGGACAUUGUUAAAGUUCCUCUCAAAGACUAUGGUGCUGAUAUUGCUGUUGGUAUGAGUGAUAGUUGAACUGAGGCUUAUGUGAAAAGCAAAUCGACAACAACAAAGAAGUGGACUUGUGUGUCAGAAGUGAGGAAAGAGGAGCUUGUGUAUCUUUGUACAGAGUGAUGGCAGAUCAUACGUGUGCUUCCAUGCAAUUCAUCGCUUUACUCAAUUUCUAACAGUGUGGCUGCUUCUGACAAUGCAGGCAUUUCUCAGUUUUGUUGAACAAGUAUUUAUGAUCUUCUUCCUGUUAAAUCCUGUUUGUACAUAUGCAUAUUAAAAGCCUUUUGCUAAUAAUUUUCA
Molecule: messenger RNA, 4166 nt
Organism: Etheostoma cragini (Arkansas darter)
Lineage: Eukaryota; Metazoa; Chordata; Actinopteri; Perciformes; Percidae
Gene: vit
Product: vitrin
Exons: 23
Coding region: 329-2815 (828 amino acids)
Biological process (GO): positive regulation of cell-substrate adhesion; extracellular matrix organization
Source: RefSeq, a predicted model, not a curated record